CCUAUAUCCCAAUGUCAUAGCACGGCCUGUCAUCAUAGCGAAGAAAGGCUCAUAGGAAAUCUGUUUUCGACUCUUUAGCCUGAAGUAUUUGUCAGACGGAUCCCAGUCUCACCUAACUCGUUCAUCUGAAGUAAAGGAUGGCUGAGCCACACGAAAGAGAGUGUGCCGUGUGCACCAAUGACUUCACAACACCAAAGAUUCUACCCUGUGGUCAUCUCCUGUGUCGAGAAUGUGUCAUUUCCUGGAUGGAUUCCAAAGCUGAUGCCGGGUGUCCGCUGUGUAGAUGUCCUAUAGUAGAGCAGUCAGAUGGAAGUUCGUCCGCCACUGUUGACGCCCUGCCGACAGACUUUGUGAUGGAAGCGCUGGUGGAGAGCGCUCGUGUGCUGAGUAAAGAUCACCUUUGUUGUGUGUGUGAGGACGUCAGGGCGGACUUCAUCUGUAUGCAGUGUCAGGUCAUGUUGUGCUCAGCGUGUACAAAAGCUCAUAAAAAACUCCCAGUGAGCCGCAAUCACGAUGUGGAGAGUGUCAGCACUGUGACACCUGAACGUCUGGCUGCCAGCCGCCCUGCACUGUGUGCUGACCACGGCGACAAACAGGCGGAGUACUUCUGCCGCGAGCACCGCCUCGCUGUCUGUUCAGCCUGUAAGGCUAACAAACACAAAGUAUGUCGAGAAACAAACUAUCUUGACAAUGAAAUACAAUCAGCUCAAAAUUCACUUAUCGACUUGACAAAGAUUCUAGUAGAAGCGGAGCAGAAGCUAGAGCAGGCUAUAGGUCAGGUGACGUCACGUCUACAGGAAGUUGAUGUCAGCGAACAAGAAGACAUGGCGCAGGUGAACAAAGCAUGUUACCGACUUCACAAGCUGGUGGAAGAUUUCCGUAAGAAUUUGAAGGAAAAGACUUGCACGUCACAUCUCAAAAUCAGGAAUCCGUUAUGUGACGUCAAGACUGACCUUUGCAACCGUCUAGGGAAGGUGACGUCACACAAACACAUUGUGACGCAAGCGUUGGCAGUGUCACCACGUCCUGCACUGAUACACAUGACACAGGCUCUGACAGACAGGGUCAACAGCCUUGACUUGAGGUCUGACUGGCAACAAGAGGUGUGGGUGAAGCCCGUGUCAAGUGCAGAGAGCUGUAAAAUUGUUGUAAGGUGGAUACAACAAGAGCUACUGAUGUUGGAGAAGCAGUGGACAGAGCCAGAGAUAGAUGCAAAGCCACCAGUCCUUGUGUUCAACGACAACUGCGGAACCAACAUUCGUCUGACGAACGGUAACAUUACCGCGGAGAAGAUAAAUAAACGUGCCUCCUCUAACGGGGGUGGUCGUGUCACGUGACUCUAUGGUGCCGAAAGUCUUGUAUGAGGUCAAAGUUGACGAAGUAACAGCAACAGUGAACGCGUUAUCCGUAGGAGUGACAACAAUACCUCCUGAGCGCCUCGCUAUAACGAGUUCCUUGGUAGACCUAGAAGACUCCAGCAUCAUCGGAGUCAAAGGGAUCAGCCAUCAGGAAAGCUUUGUGUUUAGCACGAUAGGAGAAGAUCUGAAGAGACUUAAAAGUCGGGAGUCGAGUCGGGGUCCUGGUGGACUCGUCAAACUACCUUCACAUCUACAUCGACGGACAGGACGAGGGUGUUGUAUACCUGGCACUUCACUGUCGUUUUCGUUAGGCAGUGAAGGCAGCAUGGUGACUUCUGAAUCUGGAUCAGGGACUAGUCUGGGUGGCUCUCUAUGCAAGGUUUUUGUGUGGUUUUUACAAGACAUCAACAUUAAUAAGAAAUCAUUCCAAAAUUAUUCAAUUGACAUUAUUUAUUAUCCACAAUUGUGGACACUUUCACAUUUAAUAAUAAAAAUGAAAGCACAAACAGAAUCUAUAUAGUGUACAAACUAGUACAAAUAAAAAAGUAAAAAUAGGUGCCCGAUACAGCUGUGUAUGAGAUUCCUUUAGAUUGCGUUCUCUCUCUCACACACACACCACCACCACUCCCCCUCCCCCCACAUACACACACAAAAUAGACAGCAGAAUUGUAAGGCACAACCUUCACAUAAAUAAGUCACAAAUGGAAAGCAAUGUCACAUACCAAGAGUAAACAAUAGUGCUAAUAUUAUGAAAUGUCAAGGUUGUAAAUGAACCAGAUUUUAGUAACACAUUUUUAUUAACAGAUGUGUUUAUUUUCAUCAUGCCGUUUUCUGAGCGCACGCAAAAUAGGAUUCAUUUCUUAAAUGCUCACACUGAGGGUGUCAUUAGAUAUCAGUGUUUAUGAACCCACAGUUCAUUUUCAAAAUAGGGUUGACAACUCUUCCACAUGUUCCUCUGUAAAAGACUGCUUGUUGGGCCUCUAGUAAAAUAGCUUCAUUAAUUGAUAAAAUUUUGAAACAGCCAGAUAUAUGUUUGCCAAAAUUGGGUCAGGUAAUAAUAUACUUUGCCUUUAUAACAGAAAAUGGUUUGUGACAUGUUCAUUCACCCUUAACAAUGUUCUCAUUUCACAGUGAACAGCUAUAAUAUGCUGGAGAUUAUUAUUGGACUGUUAUGGCUGUAUUUAUCAACAGUUUGUGCCUAUGUCAUAGUUGUGAUAACAGAGGACCAUUAUAAAAGAUCAUGAAAACCUCAGUAGUGCACAAAUGACAAAAGACAGUCAUAUCAGUUAUAAAUCUUCUUUGCCUAGAAAUUUGUGAUGAUCUGUUGCUUCUUUCUCCAACCAAUUUUUCAUGCCUGUCGGUUAUGGUUUAUCUUCAAGGCACAGCAAUUUGUAUAAAUUUUCUGUGGAUCAUUUGUGCUGUUAGAUUUGUUAGACAUUUUUCUUCUUUUUUUGGGGGAGUAUGGUGUAAGGCUUGAUGUAGGCUAAGCAUCUAGAAUCAGCAGAGGAAUAAGCUUUAACCUUUCAGCUUUAAAGGAGCACUUGGCAAUCAUAUUUGGUCAUUUAUGACUGUAUUCAGUUUGUCUGCUGCAAAGCAAAGAAUUUAAAAAAUGCAAAUAAAUAUAAACCAAAUUUUUUCUGAUGCAACAUAAAUAGCAAAUAUCUGAUCACUUUUGGCAAGUUUUGGUUGAAUUAACACUGCACAUUGACAGUUGACCUUCUCAUGCUUUCUUUAUGCACAAAAUGCACAAAUGUAAGUAUACAUCUGCACAGUAUUUCUCAUUUAGAGACUAUCAUUCUGUCAUAAGAACGAAGACAUGUUUUCACAUUUGAAUGAAACCACACACACACUUUGCAAUUAUCCUUCAACUUUCCUCUUUGUCAUAUAUAAUUGUUAUAAAACAUUAAUCUACUACAUUAAUUUAGUAAAAUGUGAUUUAUAUUUUAUAAACAGCAUAACAAAUGAACUUGUACAUAUUUCCAUUCAAAUCAGCUGCAGUCUCUUCUCUGUAUGUCCAUUUUUGCCCUCAUUCCUUUCACCUGUUUAUAAAUAGCUUGCACAAAGCAUUUUGUACUCUAGUUUGGGACAUGGCAGUGUACGAAAAGGUAGCCAGGAUUGAAAUGGAGCCAAAAAAAUAAAGGUUUAAAGGAGAAAACAAGAAAAAGUGCAUGGCAAGAAUGUGAUUUCCAAUGAAGUUGACAGUAACAUUUCCAGUUUGGGGUUAUUGUUUUUCAUUUUAAUUGGCACAGCUGCCUCUGGGGUCAUCUGGAAUGUUGUUGACAU
Pomacea canaliculata is the source of this 3641-nucleotide messenger RNA. Its product is annotated as E3 ubiquitin-protein ligase TRIM33-like. The record is from RefSeq and is a predicted model, not a curated record. The transcript is spliced from 5 exons. The coding region runs from base 138 to 1337 and encodes 399 amino acids. NCBI's taxonomy places the organism in Eukaryota, Metazoa, Mollusca, Gastropoda, Architaenioglossa, Ampullariidae. Gene Ontology annotation, molecular function: zinc ion binding.